Molecule: messenger RNA, 1968 nt
Organism: Centropristis striata (black sea bass)
Lineage: Eukaryota; Metazoa; Chordata; Actinopteri; Perciformes; Serranidae
Gene: ncmap
Product: non-compact myelin associated protein
Exons: 5
Coding region: 278-877 (199 amino acids)
Biological process (GO): regulation of myelination
Cellular component (GO): plasma membrane; paranode region of axon; Schmidt-Lanterman incisure
Molecular function (GO): structural constituent of myelin sheath
Source: RefSeq, a predicted model, not a curated record
UGAUUCCCUCUGAAACCACACACACAGUCAUCUCAGCUGGUUUUAGGCUCUUUUGUGUCUGUUUGUGGCUGUUUGGACUAAUUCCUCCUCUCCGAGUGACUCGGUCUGACUCGCCGCUCCUCCUCCGGUCCUCCUCCUGCUGUGAUUGUCGGUCCUCCUCCUGCUGUGAUUGUCGGUCCUCCUCCGGUGGACUAUGCCCCGAGCCGUCAGCUGAGGAGGAGCAGGAGGCUCCACCAGGAGAACCAGUCCAAGAGGAGACGCUUGGUUAUUGCUGAAGAUGUCAGCUUCAACCGUCUCUCCUGUGACCAACACGACAAACGUCCCGUCAAACACCACCGCCGUCACCAAGACACAAGAACAGAUCCUCAUCCAGAGUUCUGGAGCUAUGAUCGCUGUCAUCGUGCUGGGCAUCAUCAUCAUCCUCUCCUUCUUCCUCAUCAUACUCAAGACCUACAACAGGAGGACUCAUGCCUCCAGGGUCCUGGGGGCCAGUGGAGGCUCUAAACCUCGUCCCAAGACGUCUGUAGGCAGCAGCCUGCCGCUGAGCACCAUGGGAGUCCACUCGGUGUCCGGCAGCAUGUCAGAGAACGGCCUCCAGCUGCCCCGAGCCUCCAGCCCGGCCCAACAGAACGGCUUCACGCUGCCCCGAGCCUCCAGCCCGGCCCAGCAGAACGGCUUCACGCUGCCCCGAGCCUCCAGCCCGGCCCAACAGAACGGCUUCACGCUGCCCCGAGCCUCCAGCCCGGCCCAGCAGAACGGCUUCACGCUGCCCCGAGCAGAGCUCAGCAGCCUGGAGGAGAACCAGAUAGAACAGGGCAGCACCACCAGCCAGUCCACCGCCAUCACCAUCCACGACACGUCUAUAGGGAACACAUAGCAGCCAGGCAGGCCUGCUACAACUAGAUCUGAAGCUGACUUUUUGCAGUGUGGUCUAGAGAACCACAGGGACCUAACAGACCUAACAGGGACCUCAGACUGUCUGCGGACUGAAUCCUGGGACCUCAGAGACGAUCUCCGCCCACGGAGCCGCUGAAUAUCCAUCAAAUCCAUCAUGAAGAGACUGUAAACAGACAUGAAGGACGCUGCAUGAUGAGACUUCCUGGAGAAGGAUUAUUAUUGUCGGCUGCAGUCGGAGUUCACCGUUAAUAUAACAGCAGUUUGCACAGCAACAAAAGGUCUAAAACCAGAUAAAACACUAAAUCUGCUGCAUGGACAGAAAUUAAGAUUAUCAAAUCUAGAAAUAAGCAUGUUGAACACUUAAAAUAAGAAAUUAACUCUUAAAACCCAGAUCUAGAUUUAGUGUUUUUACCUGUUUUUUAGAAACACCUUUUUUGCAUUUUGUAGUUUUUGCCGAUCACGACUAACACGAUGAAGAAACGUUGCUCUAAGGGAACAUUUGAGUAAAUGUAGGAUCAGUAAAAGCUCCAGAGAAACGAGGAGAUAACUCACUCUGUGUGUUUGAGGGAAAAUGUGUUGAUAUUUCAGAUUUAUUUUAUUAUUUGAUCAUAAAUCUGGUUCAUGUUGCAUUCUACUGUAUUCAGAUUCUCUCAGAUUAGUUUUUGUUUCAUAAAUCUAUAAAAUGUCCUUGUAUUUUUUUACCUUGUAUAUGAAGAGAACACAGAGAUAUUGUUGGAGACAUGUGGAUGUCAGUUUAUUAUUAAUAAUAAUAAUAAUAAUAAUAAUAAUAACUCUGAUGUAAAUCCUUUUUUUAGUCUGACGCCAAAGGAUUUUGCACUUUAUUUGCUCCCUGUGUUUGUAUUGUUUGUGGUUCUUUUAAUGAAAAUAAAAUGUAAUAUUUCUAAUUGUGUCUGAGCUGUUUGUUAGAAUUAAGAGACAUUCAUACGAAGGACAAAACGAUAUGAAAUGGGGAAGAUUAUUAAAAUCUUAUGAAACCUCAAAGACUUAAAGUGAGGAAGGUUUUUGAUCUGUUUUUCUUAUUUUAGUCUGAUGGAAAGAAAACAACCAACA